AUGACUCGCGCAGUCUACCUUGAGGCGGAGUUCCACGGUCUCAUCCAAGGCGACCUCUCCAUCACCGCCUACUGCCACCAUCUUAAGGCCCUCUCCGAUGCUCACAGCAAUGUCGGCACCCCCAUCUCCGACCAAACGCUCGUCCUCAACUGUCUUCGUGGGCUCAAUCCGCGCUUCUCCGACAUCACCACCAUCACGGCCUUCUACAGCAGCACAAACUCUCAUGGCGCCACCGGCUCCAACUCUACUGGACAACAUCGUGGCUCUGACCGCGGCGACGGCACCCGCAACACCCACACCUCCAUCGGGGGCUCCUUUGGUGGCAACCGCAACAGCGGUAAUUGGUGCAAAAAGAAGAGCUAUGGCGGCGGCCACAGCAACGGCGGGAACAGCGGCGGCAGCAGCUCGGGCGCCAGCGACAGCAACGCCCAGCGGGGGGCGUUUUCUUCUGUCGGGCCCUGGGUCUGCUUCAACCCCUAUACGGGGCAGGCCUAG
Molecule: messenger RNA, 495 nt
Organism: Aegilops tauschii subsp. strangulata
Lineage: Eukaryota; Viridiplantae; Streptophyta; Magnoliopsida; Poales; Poaceae
Source: RefSeq, a predicted model, not a curated record